This is a messenger RNA of Miscanthus lutarioriparius, 1212 nucleotides long. The record is from the annotation of a GenBank genome assembly. NCBI's taxonomy places the organism in Eukaryota, Viridiplantae, Streptophyta, Magnoliopsida, Poales, Poaceae.
AUGGCCUCUGUUCCGAAGCUUCUUCUCCUGAGCCUCCUCUUUUUUCUCAGCUAUCGCUCUCACAUUGCUCACGCAGGUGAUGAUGGCAGCCACAGGGUUGUGCUGUCCAUUGGCGGCUCUCUGAGGACUAAGUCCGUCUGUUCCGAGUCCAAAGCAAUCGGACGCCACCGUGCCGACGACCCUGGGCACCUCCUGGACACGCUGGAGUACUUAAUCACCGUACGCCUCGGCUCGCCGGGCAAGUCCCAGACCAUGCUCAUCGACACCGGCAGCGACGUGUCAUGGGUGCAGUGCAAACCCUGCUCGCAGUGCCACUCCCAGGUGGACCCACUCUUCGACCCCAGCUCGUCCAGCACGUACUCCCCGUUCUCUUGCAGCUCCGCCGCCUGCGCGCAGCUCGGCCAGGAAGGCAACGGCUGCUCCAGCUCUCAGUGCCAGUACACUGUCACGUACGGCGACGGCUCGAGCACGACGGGUACCUACAGCUCUGACACGCUCGCGCUGGGCUCCAACACCGUCAGGAAGUUCCAGUUCGGGUGUAGCAACGUGGAGUCGGGCUUCAGCGACCAGACCGACGGGCUCAUGGGGCUCGGCGGCGGCGCGCAAUCGCUGGCGUCACAGACGGCGGGGACGUUCGGCACGGCCUUCUCGUACUGCCUCCCGCCGACGCCGAGCUCCUCCGGGUUCCUCACGCUCGGCGCCGGAACUUCGGGCUUCGUCAAGACGCCGAUGCUCAGGAGCGGCCAGGUCCCCACGUUCUACGGCGUGCGCAUUCAGGCCAUCAGGGUGGGCGGGAGGCAGCUCAGAAUACCCACCUCGGUCUUCUCCGCCGGGACGAUCAUGGACUCCGGUACCGUCCUCACGCGGCUGCCUCGGACGGCCUACUCGGCGCUGUCGUCGGAGUUCAAGGCCGGGAUGAAGCAGUACCCGCCGGCACCGCCAAGCGGCAUCCUCGACACUUGCUUUGACUUCAGCGGCCAGUCCAGCGUCAGCAUACCGACCGUCGCGCUAGUGUUCUCCGGGGGAGCCGUUGUCAACCUCGACGCCAACGGGAUCAUGCUGCAGACCAGCAGCAGCAUCCUCUGCCUCGCCUUCGCGGCCAACAGUGACGACAGCUCUCUCGGCAUCAUCGGCAACGUGCAGCAGCGGACGUUCGAGGUGCUGUACGACGUUGGCGGGGGCGCCGUGGGGUUCAAGGCUGGGGCGUGCUGA